Messenger RNA from Pseudonaja textilis, 4505 nucleotides. It is a transcript of the gene GID4, whose product is annotated as GID complex subunit 4 homolog. Gene Ontology annotation, biological process: negative regulation of gluconeogenesis; protein targeting to vacuole; proteasome-mediated ubiquitin-dependent protein catabolic process. NCBI's taxonomy places the organism in Eukaryota, Metazoa, Chordata, Lepidosauria, Squamata, Elapidae. The record is from RefSeq and is a predicted model, not a curated record. Gene Ontology annotation, cellular component: GID complex.
GGCUGCAGGCGGGCAGGGAGGCCGGCCUGGUGACGGAGGACGAGCCAGGCCCGCCCGCCCGUCCCGCGCUGGCGCCGGGAGACCCGGCCGAGAUGCCGGUGCGGAGCUCCUGCCGCUGCCCCGCGGAGCCGGCCCCGGGAGCCUCCGCCGCCGCCCGCCUGGAGCCGCCGCCGCCCAUCAACACGGCGCAGCCCGGCGUCAGCACCAGCCGCCUCUACAGCGGCGCCAAGUUCCGCGGGCAGCAGCGCUCCAAGGGCAACGCCUACGAGGUGGAGGUGGUGGUGCAGCAUGUUGACAUGGAUAACUCCUAUCUCUGUGGAUACUUAAAGAUUAAAGGCCUUACUGAGGAGUAUCCAACACUCACUACUUUCUUUGAAGGAGAAAUAAUCAGUAAAAAGCAUCCGUUUUUAACCCGGAAAUGGGAUGCAGACGAAGACGUGGAUCGUAAACAUUGGGGGAAGUUCCCAGCCUUUUACCAGUUCGCAAAAAUAUUUAACUCUGACGAUUUUGAUUAUGAGGAUCUGAAGAAUGAUGACUUUGUCUUCAUGAGAUGGAAAGAGCAGUUCCUAGUCCCAGAUCACACCAUUAAAGACAUCAGCGGGGCAUCCUUCGCUGGAUUUUAUUACAUAUGCUUUCAGAAAUCUGCAGCAUGUAUAGAGGGCUAUUACUAUCACAGGAGUUCAGAAUGGUAUCAAUCUCUGAAUCUGACUCACGUCCCUGAGUACAGCGCACCCAUUUACGAAUUCCGGUGACAGGGAUGCCAAGAGCUUCACUAAGAGAUGGCCAGUGAGGCCGGGGGGUGGGGAGAGAAGGAGGCGAGCGCCAGGGCGCAUCUUCUAUUCAGACAACGGGGAUGUCUCGGUCAGGACAGAAGACACCAGGCUCCCCUCUUACGGGCAUCUGGACCGAUCCGAAAGCACCAAGGGGAAUCCAUGGGACCGCCUGAUCCUCCUUCCAGCUGCGUGGCCAACAUGAUCCCGUAGUCUGGUCUCGGAGCUACCGUUCAAUGCCCUUUUCUUGCAGAGUUCGCCUCUCGGGAUCGCUGACAAUCCUUUCCCCUCCGCUCCUUUUGGGGGGAAGGAAACGCCUGCAUCUCCCCAGAUCACCUUGGAAUAGAAGAGAACAUAAGUUGCUUCCUGCUUAUGUUGCUUCCUCCUUGGCUCCGUCUAGGGGUUCCUCUAGAACAGGUGCGGGGGGGCGGGUGUCCUGUCUGGUCUAAGCGCUACUUGAGGUUGGUGUGUCUGGCCCACAACUGCAGUGUUUGCUAAGGAAGCAGUUGACCGAAGAAAGCGGGGCCUGGCUGGGGGUGGGAUGAAUAAUCUGCUCCUGUUGGUUUACAAGGCUCAACUUUCUCAGGAAUGUUAGUCAGUCCCAGCAGCGCGAGCUUAAAGCAACCUGCAGUGGCGGGAAAGCUAAUUAAUUAUGCCGAUGCAGAAUUUGCAACAUUAAAUGGAAAAAUGUUUUAAGGACUUUUUGAAAGAGGGGUGCUUUUAUGGACCACUUCCUCACCGCUGGCCUCAAAGACUUGUGUGGUAACGUGCACAAAUUAUUCUUCAUGAUAUUUUACAAUGGCUGCUUUUUUAUUUUUAUUUUUUUCUUUCCUCCCGAUGAAAAUGAGUGCAAGCUCACCAGCUCGCAUCCUGGUGGAUGGUGGUGAGCGCUCUCUCUCUCUCUCUCUCUCUCUCUCUCUCUCUCUCUCUCUCUCUCUCUGUAAUUAUCUCGCAGUGUUGCCACCUGCUCAUCACGAAGGAAGCGCUUGGCGAUAUGCAAAUUACGCUUCUGAUGUGCGCGCCAGGUUUACGCUGCAGAAAACACCAGAUGUUUGCUAGGACUUUUAUCAGACCAAAAAAAAAAAAAAAAAAGUAAAAUAAAGCAUCCUCAUCCCCCUCCCCAAAUAAACUGGUCUCCCAAGACUUUGAAAUGUUCAGUGACUUAAGGCUUCUGUGCCAAACUUUAUGCAUGUGUGGUUGUGUAAGAGUGGCUGUCCUGUUUCAUGCGGCCUCAAGAGGCUUCUGCGUCUCCACAUCGUCGUUGGGGGUGGGUGGGAACCGCUCUGCCACUCGAAUUUUCAGAGCAGGAACAUGAUGCAGCUCGUGAGCCGGGCCUGCUGUUCUCCUUGCUUGCUUGCUUGCUUGCUUGCUUCGAAAUGCUUCGAAUGCGCUCCGCUGCCGUCCUGUCUGCUUCCGCAGGUGCCUUGGACUUUGCAGUGUUUGGCAAUGGAGAGGGACGGAAUGUCCCCAGUGGCCAAAAAUUAUAGGUUGUGGUUGUUCGCUUUGGGGCUCGGCCUUCCUUUGUGGCAGGAUCAGAAACGUUCAUCAUGGCUUGAUUUUCAAACAUGGGCAGGUAACUGGGGCGGAGGAAGAAUUUCUCUCUGUCUCCUGCACAGUGUGUACCACGGUCUUGAAGAGGGGCAGGGAACAGGCUGUGCUCUUAAAGUACGGAAUGGUUUUCGCUUCCUUGAAUGAUGGGGGGCGGGGGGGGGGUCAAAAAGUGUCGCUUGCGAAAGGUCACUGAAAAAAGGACUUGAAAGUAGGUUGGAGCAGCGUUCUUCUCUGUAGCUCUUUGUUCUUCCCGACAGCGAGCAAAGCUGGAAUAAAUGAUGUAAAAGAAGAUAAAUCUCUGUGCAGGCUGGCUCAUUUGACACGUGGAUUGUAGAAUCCUGCUGUUUUGUUUUAAUUUCAGAAUUUGGCUUGUUAAGACAGACUAUUUAAAAGAAUGACCACUGGCUUACACUAUCCUAUAUCUUUCAGCACAUGGUAGCUGUGCAUGUUAAGGUGGGCUCUUUCCUUUCCUUUGCCACAGUGUAAAUCAGAGAUGUCCAAGCUUGGCAAAGUUCAGACCUAUGAACACUCAGAAUUCCUCAGCUAGCCAUGCUGGGAAAUUUUGGCAAUUGAAGUUGGGAAUUAAAAGUUGCCAAGGUUGGACACACCCCUGGUAUAAACCAAGAUGCUAAUUAAUAAGUGCUGGGGUUUGCAUUUGUUGGACCUAAUUGUUUUAACUGCACAGGAAUGUAUGCAUCUCAGUAAGAGCAUGCCUGCUUCAAACCAAGCAUUUCCGUCAGCCAUGCAGGAAACCCAUUUAGUCUGCAUGCAAUAUAUUCAUGCCCUGCCCUAGAAGGUCAGGAGCAUCCUGCAGAAUUCCCACAGCUCUCCCCUCCGUUACAAACCACAACUCCCUCCUACUUCUCCCACUCUGUUUCUAGGCAAGUAGUCCUCUUGUGGAGAAGUAGUCGUGCCUGUAAUUGGAUUGGGAUCAACCUGCUUAUAACCUUUGGCACUGGAGGAAAAUGGUUGAACAAUCACAGCUUGCCAGAAGAUGAUGAAAAACUUCAGGUUAAAGGAUUUUCCAGAGCCUCUCCAGCCAGUGAUGCUUAACAGCAAAACUUAAAAGAAUUAAACUUAUUGGGUAGAAGUGACCUUGGAAGCGCUGGCCAGGGAAAAAUUUGGGAUCUACAGAAAGUGAUAAGUUGUCUCUCCAUUUCAGCACCUUCCCCGUAGCAUACAAGGAGAGGCUAGUCCUGUUCACACUGUCCCAAAUUGAGAAAGAUUGCAAAGCAAACUCUUGGUUGCGGUUCCUUCUUGGGCUUCUUUUCUUUACCCUUGGGGGGGGGCGGGGGGGGGUAAAUGACCGUAAAUCAUUGGGAUGAUACUGUCCUGGUUGUUGAAAUGUUUAGUUUCACAUGCCACGGAGAGCCUUGAGACAAUAUCCUUCAGGCAUAGACUUCCAUGAUUUAUGUGAAAAUGGUUUUUCAGCCAAGAGGGAGUGAAGUCCAACUUGUGCCAGGCAUUGGUAGAAGGGAAUAUGGCAGGCCUUCAGCUGGGCUUAAAGUUAAUUUAACUCGAAGAUUGUAUGAUCACCUCCAACCUCAGGUGGUGGUUUCUUUUGGAACCUAAUCUCUCAAAUGUUGGAAAAUGUACUUCUUACUCUAGCCACUGAAAAUUCCAGGGGCCUUUGCGCUAACGCCCAAGCUGUUUCCAAAGGCUUAUUAUUAAACAGAUGGAACAUUUUGUAGCAGGAAUUUAUAUCAGAUUUCUACCCUCCAUUCGGGAGAUUUGAAUAACUUGGAAUAAACAAGCCAAUAUCAGGUUGGAGGAAGCAGGAUUUCCAUUCUGUUUAAGGCAUCGAUGUGACAUUCAUUUUUGGCCAAGAACUCUGGUUUGAUGCACUAACAUGCUUGCGCUUGAGAUGAAGCAGACGGGAAUUAAGUUGGGUAAAGUUAGUAGUAUUUCAACUUUUCUUUUGAAAAUAGCUUUUUUUCCCCCUUUAAGGCUUGUCUUUCAUUCUCUCUCUCUAUUAAACAAGAGCCAUUGCCUCUGGGUUUAUUGAAAAAAACAGGAUGAAGCUUGUCAAAGGGGUGGGGUCUUCCAAAGUGUAUGGAAAGGAUGUUAUAAGCUUAAUCACAGUAUUAAAGAGUAUUUAUAGAUGAAUUGCAGAAAAGAGACUGGGUUUUUUUUUUCUUCCAGAUUUAUCAGUGUCCCAAAUAAAAGAAUGUGUAUUUAAAAAGC